CAGAACAAGCUGCCAAAAUUCAGGAGAAAAGGAUCAAAAAGUCAGGGCUGGUCAACCUCGCUUUGUUUUAUAGGAGUGUAUUGAAAUAAAUACCUUGCCGGUGAAUGCCUAGAAGAAGAACCAAUGUCCACUUUCUGAGUACGAGCUGUGCCCAGCUGACCUGCCUUCCCUCUCAGGUGGGGCAGCGCCCCAGGGCAGAAGCAGCAGCGGAUAUCGCACCCCAUGCAUUUACUGAGGCUUUUAGACUCUUCUGGUGUCUCAGAAUUCAGCUUGAGAAGUGCUGUCCAGCCCAGUUUCUCAAGUCAGUGCAGCACCCUUUGGUGCUCCCUGAUCUCUGUCAAAGUAAAAGAAGAGCCUGCCCUUAAUUCCAGUUUUGUGUAAACAUUUCCUGCCGCACCCCAGCAGUCAGGGGUAGUUAACCCUUCCAGGGCCGCUCUGAGCUCUCGCAUCCUGUUGCCGCAUCCUUCUUAUUCCUGCAAGAGGAACUGGCCAUGAUUUUGGGCCAUUGUGACUGUGCUGGUUUUAUGGUACUUCUCUACAUUUUGAAAACCUGAAAUCAAGUCUUCUUCAAGCUCUACAAACCCUUCCUUGAAGAGGCCGUCGGUCCACAGUGUGAGGAGGAACUGGUUUCUCAGAUACUUUAAAAUUAAUAUGAAACUGCUCAGGAAACCAUUGCCAGGGACCUUGACAGUGGCUCACUGUUCAGCUGAGAUGGUUUAUCAAGUAAGUUCCUUGUGCUGGCUUAGAUAAUGGAAUCAAGAAUGCGCUUAUCGAGUUUGCGGAUGGUACUGAGCGGGGAGUGGAUUUUAGAGCUUUGAAGAACUGGAUUAGAAUAAAAAUUAUCUCGACAGAUUGACCGAAUGGUUUGAAACAAACACGGUGCAGUUGAAGGAGAAAUGCAGAGCGCUACACUUGGGGGAGAACAGUCGAUCGCAUGAAGAUGGAACGGGAGGAGAAGGUCCAGAUUACAUCCAAAACAAGCCAACAUCGUCCACUUUCAUUUGCUGCAGUGACCGUCAAAGGAUUUUAUGGAUUCAACUCAGAACUCUGCAUCUUUUACAAUUAUUUUUUGUUAACCUCAUGCCAUUUCUGCAUGUGGGCAGACCCUAAUUUAUGUGCACAGCAGGGCCUAAGAAUCCAGACACUGAUUUUAGCCUAGACCCCGCUUUAUUAUAUGAUUUUCUUUACAUAUGCUUUUGCCUUUUUCUCUCCUCUGCAUUAUGUCUUUUGUCAAUAACUGCUUUCAAUUAUCAAAUUUUCCCUCAUCCUCCUGCACUCGCUCAUUAGUGCCCCACGACUUCCCAUCACGGGGCCAUUUCUCUAACAAACCCCGCUCCUCUCCGACUGGACCAAGCUGUUUAUUCCCAGUUUGGGUGGUGGGUCCUGCUGGAGGAGGAGACCCCAGCACCAAAUUCUCCUGAGCUGGGUCAUGACAACAGCAUGGAGGUAAAAGCAGCAGCGUCUGCUCUGUUCUUGUCUUCAGUUUGCAACACUUUCUGGGAAGGAAUAUACUUAUCGCGUUAUCGUAGUGACCUGUUUACUGUGACCUGAUUUUGGAACGCUCACCGCUUCCUGCCAAAAUAUGGGUUCAUUGCCUCAGUUUACCUCAGGAGAGCAAACAACACGGAGCUCGUUCACAACCUCAGACUGUCCCGCAAAGCUGCCUUUGAUGUUUGGGGCCCCGUGUCCCCGUGACUGUUUGGGCUCCUGCUCUCCCUUGCAUGCCGUCCAUCGGGGCAGCAGCUUCCUGCGUCUGCUGAAAGCUCCGUUCAUCUGCAGUCCCCCAAGUGAUUAAUGAUUAAUCACUUUUAAAAAAAAAGGCGAAACAGACGAUGUACUUUCUCCUGGCUCUGGGAAUUCUUGCUCUAAUGUGGGACCCCUUCGUUUGGGAAGGGGCCAAACUGGACGGCAGCUCCCCGGCCGUGAAUCCCCCGUUUGUGGCGGCCCCGGAACAGACACGGGGACGUUUGUGGCAGCGAUGGCCAAGCGGCUGUGAGACCCGGCCUACCGGAACAGUGGGUGUAUUAUAGCCGGGAAAGGCGAUUUCUCUGCCAAAUCUCCUUGUGCAGGAGGGUUUAUUCUUCAGACUUGCAAAGGUUUCGCUUUGUUGGUUCUUUUUUCACUCGCUCGGGAAAGCGGCUUCAGGGCUGCGAGGGAAGACGAGCGUUCAGCUCAUCUGACUUGCGUUGCCAGGACGGAGCUCUGCUGCGCUCAGACGUCCGGCUUGCAGGAAAGCAGCCAUCUGGCAUCCUGCUCCCGUUUAAUGUGUUAGUUUUCCCUGUUUUUUCCGAAGGUUUGAACGCUUUUUGACAUACAAUCUAGCUUCGUAAACUCUGCCGUGCAGUGAUGUUGUGCAGUGCUGGGAAGCAAGUGUGAGUGCAGAAGAAAUGUGUAUGGAGAGGCACGUUCUUGUAACAACGGUGGCUGCUGCGGCUCCGAUGUAAAGCAGUACGUAUAUGGAGGCUGGGCCUGGGCUUGGUGGUGCAUCACUGACACCCAAAGGAUUUCCCUAGAGAUAAUGACGUUACAGCCCAGGUGUGAGGACGUAGAGACGGCGGAGGGGGUAGCUUUAACUGUCACAGGUGUGGCACAGGUGAAGAUAAUGACGGAGAAGGAGCUCCUGGCUGUGGCCUGCGAGCAGUUCUUGGGGAAGAACGUGCAGGAUGUGAAGAAUGUGAUCCUUCAGACGCUGGAGGGCCAUCUGCGCUCCAUCCUAGGCACCCUGACGGUGGAGCAGAUCUACCAGGACAGGGAUCAGUUUGCCAAGCUGGUGCGGGAGGUGGCUGCUCCUGAUGUGGGUCGCAUGGGUAUCGAGAUCCUGAGCUUCACCAUCAAGGAUGUCUAUGAUAAAGUGGAUUACCUGAGCUCCCUGGGGAAGACGCAGACCGCGGCUGUCCGGAGGGACGCAGACAUCGGCGUGGCGGAAGCCGAGCGAGACGCUGGCAUUCGGGAGGCAGAAUGCAAGAAGGAAAUGCUGGAUGUCAAAUUCAUGGCAGAUACCAAAAUAGCAGAUUCCAAACGGGCUUUUGAAUUGCAGAAAGCUGCCUUCACUGAGGAGGUCAACAUUAAGACAGCAGAGGCCCAGCUGGCCUACGAGCUCCAGAGCGCCCGGGAGCAGCAGAAGAUCCGCCAGGAAGAAAUUGAAAUCGAGGUGGUGGAGCGCAAGAAGCAGAUUGAAAUCGAAGAGAAAGAGGUCAUCCGAAAGGAGAAGGAGCUGAUCGCCACUGUGAAGCGGCCGGCCGAGGCUGAAGCCUACCGUAUCCAGCAGAUCGCCGAGGGCGAGAAGGUGCAGAAAGUCCUCCUUGCUCAGGCGGAGGCAGAAAAGAUCCGCAAGAUUGGAGAAGCGGAGGCUUUUGUGAUCGAGGCCAUAGGGAUGGCAGAGGCCGAGGGGAUGAAGCUGAAGGCCGAAGCGCUCCAGCAGUACGGAGAAGCUGCCAAGCUGGCUCUGGUGCUGGACGCACUGCCUGAGAUCGCUGCCAAAGUGGCUGCUCCCCUCUCCAGAGUGGACGAGAUCCUUAUUCUCAGCGGAGAGAGCAACAGCGCGGUGUCCGAGGCGAACCGUCUGCUGGCCGAGAUCCCCGCGUCCGUGCGGGCCAUCACCGGCGUGGAUCUCACAAAGAUUCCCCUGAUUCAGAAACUCACCGGGACCCAGGAGUGAGGCCAACCCGAAGCUGGUGAACAUCACUCCGUGUUAUGCACUCAGACAUCAACUGCCUUCAAUGCGUGGGAAUUCCUUUUAUAUCAAAGACAAUCAGAGUUUCAUUUUUAAGCUCUGGUGCCUUAUUUUGUAGGGCCAGAAAGAUGCAUGUCCAAUCAGCUGCUCUUUUUAUUACAAAGGAUGGGAGGGGAUUUAUUUUGUAAUUAACUAUAUAUUGUAUCAGGCCAGGGGUUUGGAUCCAACCCCCAGUUACAACCGGCAGCUUUUCUGGUGUUGCACUCCCAGUGUUCUGCUGUUCUCUGUCCUCGGGCAGCCGCCUGGAGCUGGGAGCAGGGGCUCGGCAGGACGCGGAGCGUUAGAGAGCAGAGCUGAGCGAAGAGAACAGCCAGGACCCCCUCCCUGGGGCUCUCCGCCCUCCCACAGGCUGUUUUUGUGGCCAGCUUUCCCCAUCCCAGUGCCUCCCCGUGGUACUGGCGGUCCUGUGCCUCCCGGAGGUGGCAGUCACCCCCUACGAGGGUGACAAUUGGGCACUUCUCCCGUGCUGCCUUCCCUCGGGAUGUGGAGGUGGGAGAGCUCCAGGAGGUUGAUGGAGUGUUAGUGGAGCGAGCCCAGCUCAGCCCUGCUCCGAGCCAGGCUUGGCAAGGUCCCACCACCGGGAAUGCCAAAAAAACAGCAUUGUGCCAAAGCCACCCCGUCCUCCCAGGGGGAGGUGGGACCACGAGGCUGCUGUCCCCAAGGAACAUGGUACAUCUUGCCCUUGACAAACGGGUCAGAGGGACAUGGGGGACCAGGCAGGGCACUUCUGGGGGACAGGCUCCUCCUAGGGCUGGGACAGUGGCUGUGAGGCUGUGACAAGCAGCCGUGCUGGCCGAGGACACCCCGGGACUCAUUGCUGACACCCCAAACUCACUCCCCCUGCCUCCUGUGGCCAGUGACUUUGCUGCCAAGUGACAAUGUGAGAAAGCUUGUCCCCUGUGUGUGUCCUGUACUUUCCAUAGUGCCACCAGGGCCCUGUGCUGGCCCAUGUACUUUUGCUGCCUGUCUUGUCGCCUGUGCUCAGUGUGGCUGUAGCAGCCAAACCCACAUGUGAAAUCAGCCCGGGGGGGGAACCGGGGGUCCCUCCACUGGCUCCUUCACUUGGUGUCACCCCCGUUGUCACCAGGUGGGUUCAGGGACCUGGGUCUCGCUCUGCCCUCCUGACAAUCAGUCCCUUUGCCAGGAGUGACUGGCUGUGGGUGCUGCGGGGACCGUGUCCCCCUCCCUGCCACCAGGGUGGGGAGGACCUGGGUUAUCAGCCCCUGGCACUGAUCUGGCGCUUGCCGGCGGGUGUGCCGGGCGAGGCGCCCUAUCUGCAUGUGUGCCUGUGUGUGCCUGUGUCCCCACCACUGUCACUGCUGUACGAUAAUAAAGCCGUGUCACCACC
This is a messenger RNA of Columba livia (rock pigeon), 5081 nucleotides long. It is a transcript of the gene FLOT2, whose product is annotated as flotillin 2. NCBI's taxonomy places the organism in Eukaryota, Metazoa, Chordata, Aves, Columbiformes, Columbidae. Bases 2519 to 3658 code for a protein of 379 amino acids. The record is from RefSeq and is a predicted model, not a curated record. Gene Ontology annotation, cellular component: plasma membrane; cytoplasmic vesicle; flotillin complex. The transcript has 11 exons. Gene Ontology annotation, biological process: regulation of myoblast differentiation; protein localization to plasma membrane.